This is a messenger RNA of Aspergillus sclerotioniger CBS 115572, 897 nucleotides long. Its product is annotated as SDR family oxidoreductase. Bases 98 to 889 code for a protein of 263 amino acids. The record is from RefSeq and is a predicted model, not a curated record. Gene Ontology annotation, molecular function: oxidoreductase activity, acting on NAD(P)H, oxygen as acceptor. The transcript is spliced from 5 exons. Lineage: Eukaryota; Fungi; Ascomycota; Eurotiomycetes; Eurotiales; Aspergillaceae. Gene Ontology annotation, cellular component: intracellular anatomical structure.
CGGGGUCACCUGCGGGGCUUGAAGUACUUACUUGUUCCAAGCCUACUAUAUCCCUUUUGCACAACUUCACCAAGUUCUUGUCGCGCCAGAAGUAACCAUGGUUCUUUCUAAGCCCGAAAAUAAACACGUCCUCAAAGCUUUUGACCUCACCGGCAAGGUCGCUGCCGUUACAGGUGGUGCCCGUGGGAUUGGGCUAGAGGUCUCAAGAGCUCUCGCGGAAGCUGGUGCCAGCGUUGCUCUCAUCUAUAACUCGUCCAAGAAUGCGGAAGCACUUGCCGAAGAGAUCGCAGCCACGAACAAUGUCAAAACAGCCGCAUACAAAGCUGACGUUGGAAACCAAGAGGAUAUAGAGAAGGUCAUUCAACAGAUCGCUUCCGAUUUUGGCAGACUUGAUAUCAUCGUUGUUAACUCGGGUGUCACCUCGAACAUUGCGGCCGAAGACUACACCUCGGAGCAAUGGCGUGACAUCAUGAAGGUCAAUCUGGAUGGCGCAUUCUAUAGCGCUCAGGCCGCUUCUCGGAUCUUCAGGGAACAGGGACAUGGAAAUGUUAUCUUUACAGCCUCUGUCAGUGCGACGUUGGUGAACGUGCCUCAGAAGCAAGCUGCGUAUAACGCUUCCAAAGCUGCCGUGGUACAAAUGGCGAAAUGUUUAUCAGUGGAAUGGGUUGACUUCUGCCGUGUCAACUGCAUUUCCCCUGGGUUUAUCGCUACUGAGAUUCUCGAUAUUCACCCUCAGGAAUGGCGUGAGAAAUGGAACAGCAUGAUACCGGCUCAGCGAAUGGCGGAUGCCCAUGAGCUCAAAGGAGCUUAUGUGUUUUGCGCCUCCGAUGCCUCGAGCUAUAUGACUGGGGCGAACAUUGUGAUUGACGGUGGCUACACGCUUCCUUAGGGAGAGUU